Oncorhynchus masou masou (cherry salmon) is the source of this 4585-nucleotide messenger RNA. RefSeq names its product probable ubiquitin-conjugating enzyme E2 W-B. NCBI's taxonomy places the organism in Eukaryota, Metazoa, Chordata, Actinopteri, Salmoniformes, Salmonidae. Bases 32 to 481 code for a protein of 149 amino acids. The transcript has 6 exons. The record is from RefSeq and is a predicted model, not a curated record.
UUGCGUCGCUCUGACGCAGGGGGUUUCCAUCAUGGCGUCGAUGCAGAAAAGGCUACAAAAGGAACUAAUGGCUUUGCAAAAUGAUCCACCCCCUGGAAUGACACUCAAUGAGAAAAGUGUACAGAACACCAUCACACAAUGGAUUGUAGAUAUGGAAGGAGCCACGGGCACACUCUAUGAAGGAGAGAAAUUUCAGCUGCUUUUCAAAUUCAGUAGUCGGUAUCCUUUCGAUUCACCUCAGGUAAUGUUCAUGGGAGAGAAUAUACCUGUACAUCCUCACGUUUAUAGCAACGGUCACAUCUGUCUGUCCAUACUAACAGAAGACUGGUCGCCAGCCCUCUCAGUGCAGUCAGUCUGUCUCAGCAUUAUCAGCAUGCUGUCCAGCUGCAAAGAAAAGAGACGGCCCCCUGAUAACUCCUUUUACGUAAAAACGUGUAACAAGAAUCCGAAGAAGACAAAAUGGUGGUAUCACGGUGAGUAGAUGAUACAUGCUAAUCCACUUUCUAAAAGUCCUACUGUCCCACAUAAAGCACUUUUGAAUCAUACAGUCACUGAACUCUGCCCUUUUGACUGGAACAAUGGACACCGUGAUGCGCCGGAGACAUUUUUUAAACUGCAUUUCCCAGAGGGCAGUUGGGUGCAUGUUUUUGCCGGUUGUAAUAUACAAAAUGAGAAAAAUAAAGGAAAGUUAUAUGUCCCAACAAUGGAUUGUUUUGGCCAAAAGGUCGUUAUGCAGCCAGCAAAAAGCAAUGGUUUUGAAGUGGAGAUUAUUAUUAUUGUUUAAACAUGAUUCGUGUUUCCUUUUGUGUUUGUUUGAGUACAUUUAAAAGGUUGUCAUCAUGUGUUGUGUAAUAAUAACAAUAACAACAGUGGUGCAUACCAGGAAGAGGAUCUGAGCAUCUAAUACCAGGAAGAGGAUCUGAGCAUCUAAUACCAGGAAGAGGAUCUGAACAUCUAAUACCAGGAAGAGGAUCUGAGCAUCUAAUACCAGGAAGAGGAUCUGAACAUCUAAUACCAGGAAGAGGAUCUGAACAUCUAAUACCAGGAAGAGGAUCUGAACAUCUAAUACCAGGAAGAGGAUCUGAGCAUCUAAUACCAGGAAGAGGAUCUGAGCAUCUAAUACCAGGAAGAGGAUCUGAGCAUCUAAUACCAGGAAGAGGAUCUGAGCAUCUAAUACCAGGAAGAGGAUCUGAACAUCUAAUACCAGGGAGAGGAUCUAAUACCAGGAAGAGGAUCUGAGCAUCUAAUACCAGGAAGAGGAUCUGAGCAUCUAAUACCAGGAAGAGGAUCUGAGCAUCUAAUACCAGGAAGAGGAUCUGAGCAUCUUAACCCCAAAAAACUAAAAUAGUUUUGCUUUUACUGAAAUUAAAUGCACUGUGAAAAAAUCUAGGGGUACAACUAACUCAAUGUUAGUUAUUCCAGACAUGCAGUUAACUUCUGUAAAAACACUAAUACAUCACCACUUCCUGUUUUCAGGGGAUAAUAUGGUUUUAAAUGGCUUUACCCUUUAACCCUUUAAUCAAGUGCAGUACUUCCUCUCUGCCUUCCAUCUUCCAAGGACAGACUUGAUUUCAGACGUUGUGAAUUUGUCGGGUCUAUGUGUUGGCUAGAAUGUUGGUACUGACCAGGUUGAGACAAGAACGACAGUUGGAACUCUUUAAUUCGCUGAGACUGUUACCUCUCUAGAAUAAUAUAGGCUGCGUACAUAGUGGUGUUUGCUAGUCCAUUCGGUAAAGCCCAGGGGUGUGUGAACAUCACCUCUGUGUAAACAUCACCUCCGUGAAAACAUCACCUCCGUGUAAAGCCCAGGGGUGUGUGUAAACAUCACCGCCGUGUAAAGCCCAGGGGUGUGUGUGAAAACAUCACCUCCGUGUAAAGCCCAGGGGUGUGUGAACAUCACCUCCGUGUAAAGCCCAGGGUGUGUGUAAACAUCACCGCCGUGUAAACAUCACCGCCGUGUAAAGCCCAGGGGUGUGUGUGAAAACAGCACCUCCGUGUAAAGCCCAGGGGUGUGUGAACAUCACCUCCGUGUAAAGCCCAGGGGUGUGUGUAAACAUCACCGCCGUGUAAACAUCACCACCGUGUAAAGCCCAGGGGUGUGUGUGAAAACAGCACCUCCGUGUAAAGCCCAGGGGUGUGUGUGAAAACAUCACCUCCGUGUAAAGCCCAGGGGUGUGUGUAAACAUCACCACCGUGUAAAGCCCAGGGGUGUGUGUGAAAACAGCACCUCCGUGUAAAGCCCAGGGGUGUGUGUGAAAACAUCACCUCCGUGUAAAGCCCAGGGGUGUGUGUGAACAUCACCUCCGUGUAAAGCCCAGGGGUGUGUGGUGAAAACAUCACCUCCGUGUAAACAUCACCUCCGUGGAAAGCCCAGGGUGUGUGAACUGUUGUGAUCCAUUUGUAUGAUACUUUGGUUUGUUUUUGAUGAGAUGAAUGCUUUAAUCUCCUAAAAACAUAUUUUACGAUGUUUUGUCUUGUUGGUUUUUUGUACUGUUUUUCAGUCAGCUGACACUUCAUUAUUUUUUUUAAAGGGGGAGUUGUGUAUUUAAUGAAGAUCUUUUAUUUUGAUCUCCAGAGUGGUAGUAACAGUGAAAGGAAUCAGAACUGUUGUUUAGACUGAUUCCCUGGUCAGAGAUUGGCUCGACUGAUUCCCUGGUCAGAGAUUGGCUCGACUGAUUCCCUGGUCAGAGAUUGGCUCGACUGAUUCCCUGGUCAGAGAUUGGCUCGACUGAUUCCCUGGUCAGAGAUUGGCUCGACUGAUUCCCUGGUCAGAGAUUGGCUCGACUGAUUCCCUGGUCAGAGAUUGGCUCGACUGAUUCCCUGGUCAGAGAUUGGCUCAGGUACUUUUUUUUCAAUACGAGCUCACCUUGGAAAAAGAUAUCCUCCUGUCAGAUAUUUUGCAUUUUAACUAUAUUUUCACCAAAAAAAAGAGACUUAUGUUGUGAAAUUACAGCGUAUGAAACUAUUAUAUAAAAGUCUUAAAUUGUAGAAAUGACGUUAUUACGGAAGUUGGAAAUGGGUGCGUAUAUAUUAUUUUUACUGUUUAGAGUGAUUAAUAGGAGUGUUUUUGAGUUUCUCUGCAAUGUUUCUGGUCAAUAGGAUGUGUACAGCUAGUAUAGUUUUCAACAACACCUCUACUGUUGGUCUGAUGAGGUUGGUAUGCUUGCUGAGUUUAUAUGGACUUUCGUGCCAUUUUAUAUUAUCAAGUGAAACGAAUGAAGUCUAAAACAAAUGUCUUAGUUUUGCAAAAAAAUAAAGUAUUGAGAGAAAAAAAAUAUAUAUAUUGCAAAGGAAAUAAUUUUGAAGUGUGUGUGAACCAAUUAAUUCAGAAUUAUUAUCGGGGUCAGCAGUAUAAGAGGGGGCGUUUGAACACAGUGUUUCACUGAAAACUAUUUAUUUUAUUUUAUUCAUUUGUUCCACGCAUUUCAAAAUUAUUUCCUUGAAUAUUAUUGCACUCAAUACUUUUGGGUUUAUUUAGUUUUCGAUUUUGUUCUCCGACUUCAGAAGUUUUGCUUGAUAUUAAUGGCACAAAAUGAACCCCGUAAAUUUAAACGGGCUGUUUCUGUAUCUACUACAACCUUACUGUGAGAUUGAAUCAGCAGACCUCGCCUACGACUCCAAGGCUCUAUGGUUCCAUCCUAUUCCCUAUAUAGUGCACUACUUUAGACCAGAGCCCUAUGGAACCCUAUGCCCUAUAUAGUGCACUACUUUAGACCAAAGCCCUAUGGAACCCUAUGCCCUAUGUAGUGCACUACUUUAGAUCAGAGCCCUAUGGAACCCUAUUCCCUAUAUAGUGCACUACUUUGACCAGAGCCCUAUAGAACCCUAUUCCCUAUAUAAGGCACUACUUUAGACCAGAGCCCUAUGGAACCCUAUUCCCUAUAUAGUGCACUACUUUGACCAGAGGCCCUAUGGAACCCUAUUCCCUAUAUAGUGCACUACUUUUGACCAGAGCCCUAUAGAACCCUAUUCCUAUAUAUAGAGCACUACUUUUGACCAGAGCCCUAUGGAACCCUAUUCUAUAGUGCACUACUUUAAACCAGAAUAUGGGUCCUGGUCUAAAGUAGUGCACUAUAUAGGGAAUAGGGUUCUAUAGUGCACUACUUUAAACCAGAAUAUGGGCCCUGGUCUAAAGUAGUCCACUAUAUAGGGAAUAGGGUUCUAUAGUGCACUACUUUAAACCAGAAUAUGGGCCCUGGUCUAAAGUAGUCCACUAUAUAGGGAAUAGGGUUCUAUUUGGGAAAGUAAACCACAGUCUGUCACAUUAUGACAUUUAGUGCAGGGACAAAAAAGCCUUCGUCCACAGACCAGCAGACAUGUUAAAACCAGGAGUGGAUCUGUCAACAGGAUUCGGAUCUCUCUCUUUUUGUUUUCUACUUUUAUUUUCCUGAUUUUAAUUAGUUUUAUAUAUAUAUUUUUUUCACAUUUUAAUGUGGUUUGGAUUCUUGGCCUGCAGAUUGUUGUGAUUGAUCAAUAUUGAUUAUUGGUAAUAUUGUUAUAUUUCUAAUAUAUUUUGAGAUAUACAAGCUCCAUGUCAGAGAUGCCUGUUCAUUUUAAUAAUCAAUAAUAAAAAUGCGGAGGUUCA